AUGGUGGACUACAGCAAAUGGAAAGACAUCGAGAUCUCAGAUGACGAAGAUGAGACUCAUCCAAACAUCGACACACCAUCGCUGUUUCGCUGGAGGCACCAAGCCCGUGUAGAACGCAUGGAAGAACGGAAACGUGAAAAAGAAGAUCACGAACAACGAAAAGCUGAAAAUAUCCGGAAACUUGCCGAAACCAAAAAGAAAAUUGCCGAAGUAGGCCCAGACAGUGCUGACCUAGAAUCAUUAAAGAAAGCUCUUGCAGAACUUGAAAAAGAGGAAAGAGCAAUAAAAACGAAGGAAGAUGAAUUGAAAAAGAAAGAAAAGAAAACACCAUGGAAUGUUGAUACUAUAAGUGAGCCAGGAUUCACAAAAACUAUAAUUAACACAAAGCCUGUAAGGCCGAAAGAUGAAAACUUAACAGAAGAAGAAAAGGAAGCAAGAAUGAAGAAGUUUAUAACAGAAAAUGAAAAGUUGUUAAAACAAUUUGGUAUGCUUCGCCGUUAUGAUGAUUCUAAGCAGUUUCUUCUGGAGCAUAGUCAAUUAGUUUGUGAGGAGACUGCCAAUUACCUUGUUAUUUGGUGUAUAAACUUAGAAAUGGAGGAGAAACAUGACUUAAUGGCACAUGUAGCACAUCAGACAAUUUGUAUGCAGUAUAUGCUAGAGCUCUCUAAGCAGUUAGAUGUGGAUCCAAGAGCUUGUGUUGGUUCUUUCUUCUCCAGAAUUCAAGUGGCAGAAAAGACUUACAAGGAUUCAUUUGAUGAUGAAUUAGAACAAUUCAAAGCAAGGAUUAAGAAGCGUGCAGCAGAAAAAAUUCAAGAAGCUCUCCGUGAACAAGAAGAAGAAGAAAGGAAAGCCAGACUAGGACCAGGUGGCUUGGAUCCUGUGGAAGUGUAUGAAGAACUACCUGAAGAAUUAAAGAAAUGUUUUGACUCUCAAGAUGUUCCCAUGCUCCAAGCGACUAUAGCCAAGAUGCCUGAUGAAGAAGCUGUAUACUACAUGAAGAGAUGUGUUGAUGCAGGACUUUGGGUUCCUGGGAAGAAAGAUGAGGAACCUACAAUGAAAGACAAUUCUAAUGAUACUCCAUCUGUUAGCACUGGAGAAGUAGAC
This is a messenger RNA of Brenthis ino (lesser marbled fritillary), 1104 nucleotides long. NCBI's taxonomy places the organism in Eukaryota, Metazoa, Arthropoda, Insecta, Lepidoptera, Nymphalidae. The record is from the annotation of a GenBank genome assembly.